AUGGUAACUUUAAAACAAAUACUGGUCUUUCUACUAUCAAUAGGCGUUGUUGUGUAUACUUUUUAUGUGGUGGGAACAUUUAUGUUAUUCAUGUCGCGUCCGCGAAAUGUACCCAAAAUAUAUGUUUGGGUGUUUAAUUUGUUGGACAAUAAGUCCCGUUUGGAGACAAGUUUUGGUCCAAUUGUGUAUGAUACUCUAUACAUUAUUGGAUUUAUAUUACAACAUAGCUGUAUGAAAUCCGCACUUGUGAAAGGCCUAAUGGAAAAGUUGGGAUUGGCAGCAGCAGAACGUUCAAUAUAUUGCCUUACGUCAUCGUUAAGUUUACAUUAUCUCAUACGAAAUUGGCUACCAGCACAAUCUAUAGUGCUUUGGCAGGUGGAUGUGGCUUCUAGUAAUGUUUUAUGGUGGACGUUUGCACUCAUGCAUGCAUUUGCUUGGAUGAUAAUCUAUGGAGGUAGUCUGAUUAUGGAUUUGCCCGAAAUAUUGGGAGUGAAACAGGCUUAUUAUGAUAUGAAGGAUUACGCCCAGCCAAUUGCUUACAAAUCGUUUAGGUUGCGCCAUCUCUACACUCACGUACGACAUCCAUCUUUUGUCGGUUUAAGUGCGAUCUUUUGGAUUACAAAUCUUAUGACGAUUGAUCGAUUUUUGCUUGCUUCAUUAAUGACAUCAUAUAUGUAUCUUGCUUGGUCAACAGAUCGCAGCGAUGUAGCUUACCAACGUAACCAAUUACAACGUAAAGUGCAGGAACUUAGAAAUCAGUAAUUAGUUAUAAAAAGUUCAAAGCUUUUCUGAAUACAGAAUCUUAAUAUAAAAUCAAAGAUUUAUAUACAUCAUUUCAUUAACAGUAAUUUAUGUCUUAAAGUUUUCUAAAAAUUAAUAAAUAUUUUUAUACUAAUACAAAA
Messenger RNA from Bactrocera tryoni, 902 nucleotides. Its product is annotated as nurim homolog. The record is from RefSeq and is a predicted model, not a curated record. The coding region runs from base 1 to 762 and encodes 253 amino acids. Lineage: Eukaryota; Metazoa; Arthropoda; Insecta; Diptera; Tephritidae. The transcript has 3 exons. Gene Ontology annotation, cellular component: nuclear membrane.